This is a messenger RNA of Scaptodrosophila lebanonensis, 2717 nucleotides long. RefSeq names its product C3 and PZP-like alpha-2-macroglobulin domain-containing protein 8 (gene Tep2). Gene Ontology annotation, molecular function: endopeptidase inhibitor activity. The transcript has 6 exons. Gene Ontology annotation, cellular component: extracellular region. The record is from RefSeq and is a predicted model, not a curated record. Lineage: Eukaryota; Metazoa; Arthropoda; Insecta; Diptera; Drosophilidae. The coding region runs from base 325 to 2607 and encodes 760 amino acids.
GUUGGCACGAUGUCGUCACAUAUUAGUUUAGUGGUUUUCUCAAUUUUACAACUGAUUUUAUUAAUCAAUGCUGAUGGAUAUAACAAGAGAGAACGCUACAGUCGAGCAAGCCCGACAGUGUAAUACCCUGUACCAAGGUAAACUUCCGCAGCAAAAACAGAAAGAAGAAGAACGAAGUUGUUGCUGCAGUUUGGCGGGGGCCUAGUAACGCUGACAAACGCCAACUAUCCCUACAACACUGGUUUUCCUUUCCUACUUCCUAGGCCACUACCGUUAUCUACUGGAUUAUUUAAUAGGGUUAGCUUCAAUGCUGCUAUAAGCCCAAUGGCUAUACCCCCAGCUAUUGUGCAUCCACAGGCUCCCGUAGCUGCCACCGCGAUUCGCAAAAGCUUUCUAGAAAAUUGGAUAUUCUGGAAUAGAAUGAACUCCAAUGAGGAAUUCACAUUAACAAAAACUAUACCGGACACGAUUACUUCCUGGGUUGUAACCGGCUUCUCGUUGAAUUCAAAAACUGGACUUGCGCUCACCAAAAAUCCAAGUAAAAUUCAGGUCUUUCAACCGUUUUUCGUGUCUACAAACUUGCCGUACUCGGUAAAACGAGGAGAGGUUAUAGCUAUUCCUGUAAUUAUUUUCAACUACAUGGAGAAGAAUCUCGAUGCUGAAGUAACUAUGGAUAAUUCAGAUAAAGAGUUUGACUUUGCCGAAGCAACCAACGAAGCUGAAGAAAAGUUAAUAGACGAGAUACAACGAGUUAGGCGUGUCACCAUCCCUUCAAAUAGCGGUAAAACAGUUUCAUUCAUGAUAAGACCCAAAAAGGCCGGACUAACUACUCUAAAAAUUAGCGCAACAACCCCUCUCGCGGGCGACGCCAUCCAUCAGAAGUUAAAGGUUGAACCCGAAGGGGUGACGCAUUUUGAAAACAGAGCUGUCUUUAUUAGCCUAAAAAAUUCACAAGAAUUGGCUGUUGACCUGAAACUAAACGUGCCAGUUGAUGCGAUCCCAGACUCGGAGUAUUUCGAGUUCUCAGUUGUGGGCGACCUUUUGGGGCCCACCAUUAAAAACUUGGAUAAUUUGGUGCGAAUGCCUUACGGUUGCGGGGAGCAAAACAUGGUUAACUUUGUGCCAAAUAUCCUAGUCUUGAAAUACUUGGAGGUAACAAAUAAAAAAAAACCCAGCUUAGUAGAGAAGGCUAAGAAGUUUUUAGAAAUCGGCUAUCAACGCGAGUUGACGUACAAGCACGACGAUGGCUCCUACAGUGCGUUUGGAAAGUCUGAUCCGGCCGGCAGUACUUGGCUCACGGCCUAUGUGAUGCGCUCCUUUCACCAGGCCAGCAGAUAUACAGAUAUCGAUCCUAAGGUGCUGAGCGCGGGACUAGACUUUCUCGCCGCCAAGCAGAAAGAAAGCGGUCAGUUCCCAGAACUGGGCAAGUUGUUUGACAGCGCACACCAAAAUGAACUGGGUCUGACAUCCUUUGUGUUGUUGGCGUUUUUCGAAAAUGAAGAACUUAUACCGAAGUACCGCCAAACCAUUGAAAAGGGUGUUGUCUUUGUUGCUGAAGAGUCGGAUAAGAGUGAUGACCCAUAUGCCUUGGCUAUUGCAGCUUUGGCGCUGCAGCUUGCAAAGCAUCCGUAUGCCGACAAGGUUUUAGCAAAGCUUGAAAGUAUUGCCAAACGGAGCUACGAUCACAAAUGGUGGUCAAAGACCGAUACCGAUGGGGCUACUGUGCCAAGUCGGACUCUAUAUUUACGUCCACGCAGCAACGAUGUAGAAAUAACAUCCUACAUCUUACUGGCUCUCAUAGAGAAGGAGUCAGCCGAAGCCGUGUUACCCAUUAUUAAGUGGCUGAUCGCACAGCGGAAUAGUAAUGGUGGGUUCACAUCCACUCAAGACACGGUUAUUGGACUGCAAGCCUUGACAAAGUUUGCCUACGAAACUGAAACUGGCAGUGGAAUUAUAGAUAUCAGCUUUGUCGCAGACGGCAGCGGCCAAGCUACCACCGAUAGCAUUAAGGUGAAGCCGGAAAAUGCUUUGGUUUUGCAGACACACGUGCUGCCAAAAACCACACGUCAAGUUAACUUUACGGCCAAGGGCCAGGGAUCAGCAAUGGUGCAGCUUUCAUCGCGUUACAAUAUUGUUCAAAAGGACAAGAAAUCUAGCUUUAAAGUCAAACCCACCGUAAAAACCCAAAAUUCACAAUCACAGCAGCUUACUCUUGAGGUAUGCGCCGAAUAUGUGCCACUGGAAGAGAACGACCAAAGCUUGGACUCGAACAUGGCCGUCAUGGAAAUUAACCUUCCCUCGGGCUACAUCAGCGAUGUCGACAGUUUUCCCCAAAUUGAGGCUAUAGACCGAGUGAAGCGAAUCGAAACAAAGAACUCCGACUCAGUAGUGCUCGUGUACUUUGACAGCUUGACUCCAGGAGAUGUAAAAUGCUUACCUGUGCAGGCCUCUAAGGCCCAUGCGAUUGCCAAACAAAAGCCGGCAGCCAUAUCUCUCUACGAUUACUACGAUACAGAACGACGUGCUACGGAAUACUAUCAAGUCAAUGGCUCUCUAUGCGAUAUAUGCGAGGGUGAAGAUUGUGGAACUAGCUGUAAGAAAACUUAAGGUAUUUCUAACCUAAACCUAAUUUCGACGAAUCCUUUGUUGCCAUGCAAAUUUACAAAAAAUAUAUAUGUAUGUAUAUAAUAAUAAAGCAUUUUUGUAUUGUUUUUGUA